Messenger RNA from Diceros bicornis minor, 2233 nucleotides. RefSeq names its product NUAK family kinase 1 (gene NUAK1). Lineage: Eukaryota; Metazoa; Chordata; Mammalia; Perissodactyla; Rhinocerotidae. Gene Ontology annotation, biological process: microtubule cytoskeleton organization; intracellular signal transduction; protein phosphorylation. The transcript is spliced from 7 exons. The record is from RefSeq and is a predicted model, not a curated record. Gene Ontology annotation, molecular function: tau-protein kinase activity; ATP binding; protein serine/threonine kinase activity. Gene Ontology annotation, cellular component: cytoplasm. Bases 207 to 2207 code for a protein of 666 amino acids.
CGCGGACCGUGCGCGCCGGGGGCGCCAGAUGUGCAGUCCCCGCCGCCGCCAGUGACCGAGCCGCAGCCCGAGCGGGAUCGGGCCGCCUCCCCAAUGCUGCGGGGGCGACCUUGAGCGCACCCCGGCUUGCCUCGGCGGGGACCCCGACACCCCGAGCGCUGUGCCCGGACCUGCCCUCUCCAGCCCGGCUCGCCCCGCGUUUGGACAUGGAGGGGGCCGCUGCGCCCGCGGCGGGGGACGGCCCGGACUUGGGGCCGGGGGCGCCGGGCUCUCUCCCUGAGGCGGUGGCGGGGGCCACCGCAGCCCCCGCGGCGGCGGCCCCGGAGCCCAGGAAGCCGCACGGGGUGAAGCGGCAUCACCACAAGCACAACUUGAAGCACCGCUACGAGCUGCAGGAGACCCUGGGCAAAGGCACCUACGGCAAAGUCAAGAGGGCCACCGAGAGGUUUUCGGGCCGAGUGGUUGCUAUAAAAUCCAUUCGUAAGGACAAAAUUAAGGAUGAACAAGACAUGGUUCACAUCAGACGAGAGAUUGAGAUCAUGUCAUCCCUCAGCCACCCUCAUAUCAUCAGUAUUUAUGAAGUGUUUGAGAACAAAGAUAAGAUUGUGAUCAUCAUGGAGUACGCAAGCAAAGGGGAGCUGUACGAUUUCAUCAGCGAGCGGCGACGCCUCAGCGAGAGGGAGACCAGGCACUUCUUCCGGCAGAUCGUCUCCGCUGUGCACUAUUGUCACAAGAACGGCGUGGUCCACCGAGACUUGAAGCUGGAAAAUAUACUGCUUGAUGACAACUGCAAUAUUAAGAUUGCUGACUUUGGGCUUUCCAACCUGUACCAGAAGGACAAGUUCUUGCAAACGUUUUGUGGGAGCCCCCUCUACGCAUCUCCUGAAAUUGUCAAUGGGAGGCCUUACCGAGGGCCAGAGGUGGACAGCUGGGCCCUGGGCGUGUUGCUUUACACUCUCGUUUAUGGAACAAUGCCCUUUGAUGGUUUCGAUCACAAAAACCUCAUUCGGCAGAUCAGCAGCGGAGAGUACCGGGAGCCCACGCAGCCCUCAGAUGCUCGAGGACUCAUUCGGUGGAUGCUGAUGGUGAACCCGGAUCGCCGGGCCACCAUCGAGGACAUAGCCAACCACUGGUGGGUGAACUGGGGCUACAAGAGCAGCGUCUGUGACUGCAAUGCCCUUCACAACUCCGAGUCCCCGCUCUUGGCUCGCAUUAUUGAUUGGCACCACCGUUCCACGGGGCUGCAGGCUGAGGCUGAAGCCAAAAUUAAGGGCCUGGCUAAACCCGGGGCCUCUGAGGUCAUGCUGGAGCGGCAGCGGUCGCUGAAGAAGUCCAAGAAAGAGAAUGACUUUGCCCAGUCCGGCCAGGACUCAGUGCCCGAAAGCCCAUCCAAGCUGAGUUCUAAGAGGCCCAAAGGGAUCCUGAAGAAGCGAAGCAACAGUGAGCAUCGCUCUCACAGCACUGGCUUCAUCGAAGGUGUGGUCAGUCCUGCCUUACCCUCUGCUUUCAAGAUGGAGCAGGACCUGUGCCGGACUGGCGUGCCCCUCCCAAGCUCCCCCGAGGCAGAGGUGCCAGGUAAACUCAGCCCCAAACAGUCAGCCACGAUGCCCAAGAAAGGCAUCUUGAAAAAGACCCAGCAGAGAGAAUCGGGUUACUACUCCUCCCCAGAGCGCAGCGAGUCUUCAGAGCUGUUGGACAGUAACGAUGGGAUGGGCAGCGGCAUCCCCUCCCCCAGUCCCCCGGACCCAGACAGGGUGGCUUCCCACAGCCUCUCCUGCCGCAGGAAGGGCAUCUUGAAACACAGCAGCAAGUACUCAGCAGGCGCCAUGGACCCGGCCCUCGCAAGCCCCGAAAUGCCCACACUGGAAUCCUUGCUGGAGCCGGGCGUCCCCGCCGAGGGCCUCUCCCGGAGCUACAGCCGGCCUUCCAGCGUCAUCAGCGACGACAGCGUCCUGUCCAGCGACUCCUUCGACUUGCUGGAUUUGCAGGAGAAUCGCCCCGCCCGCCAGCGCAUCCGCAGCUGCGUCUCUGCCGAAAACUUCCUCCAGAUCCAGGACUUUGAGGGGCUCCAGAACCGACCCCGGCCCCAGUACCUAAAGCGGUAUCGGAACCGGCUGGGAGACAGCAGCUUCUCCCUCCUUGCGGACAUGGAUGACGUGACUCAGGUCUACAAGAAAGCGCUGGAGAUCUGCAACAAGCUCAACUAGCUCCCCCAGGGUGCAGGGCGGGGUGG